AAAACGAGAAUAUCCGAGGCCAUUGAUUGCCGUAGCUGGAGGUUGCGUGGUGGUGUGUUGUGUAUUUCAGCCUGCGUGCUUGUGAUUGUUUUUGUGCGUGUAGGGUGUGAUUGCUUAUGGUCAACAUGAGUUGCUACAUCCAAGUUUGUGAGGAUGAGAAUGAAGAGCCCAUUGAGAUCCCCACCGAAGAAGAUGGCACAUUAUCCCUAUCGACAUUAGUUGCGCAGUUUCCUGGGGCUUGCGGCCUUAAAUAUCGCCAUCCCGAGAGCAGGGGAUUACGUGGUGUUCGUUUGAUUGAUGGACGUCUGCAUCCUCCAGAUGAAGGAUGGAACUUCAUCUUUGUGUGUGUGUUUCCCAAAGGUGAGGAUAGAUCAUGCAAUUACCAGAUGAACGAGGAUAUGAAAUCAGGCUGCAUCGAUGGAGUUAUGAAAGAAAACAAAAGGAAGUCCGAUGACCACCUGGAGAGCUCCAUGUCGAAAACCAAGCGUAUGGAGAGCAAGCAGCGUUGUUCAGACUUGAUUGUUUUGGGACUUCCAUGGAAAACCACAGAGAAGGAGCUCAGAGAGUACUUUGAACCUUUUGGUGAAGUCUUGAUGGCACAGGUGAAGAAAGACCCCAAGACUGGCCAAAGCAAGGGAUUUGGCUUUAUCAGGUUUGGUAGUUAUGAUUCUCAAGUUAGAGUACUUUCUCAGAGGCACAUGAUUGAUGGACGGCUGUGUGAUGUUAAGAUCCCCAACUCCAAGGAAGGUAUGGUGCAGCAAGUUAAUAGCAAAGUCUUCAUUGGUCGUUGCACUGAAGACAUAACAGCAGAUGAUCUCCGAGAAUACUUCAGCAAGUUUGGUGAGGUCACCGAUGUUUUUAUUCCUAAGCCAUUUAGGGCCUUUGCUUUUGUCACAUUUUUAGAUCCUGAAGUAGCACAGACCCUAUGUGGUGAAGACCAUAUUGUCAAAGGAACAUCUGUUCAUGUGUCCAACGCUGCCCCAAAGGGUGAUCCAAACCGUGGACCAUUUGGGCGUGGUGGACGUAUGGAUGGGCGAGGCUAUGGUCAAGGUGGCUAUGGGCAGGGCAUGAACAAUGGUGGUGGCUGGAAUCAAGGGGGAAAUCGGGAAAUGCCUAACUUGGCUGCUUUGGGUACAUCUCUGGGUUUGGGUGGACCUGGACAGGGUGGACAAGGUGGUGGGCAGAAUGUGAAUCCUCUUAAUAUGGGAGCACUAACCAUGCCCAUGUUAGCUGCCCUUAGCCAAGCUAGCUGGGGUCUGUUAGGCAACUUGCAGCAACAGAAUCAGGAUGGUCCUCAGGGCCAGGGUGGUUACAAUCAGGGAGGGCAGCCCAAUCAGGGACAUCCAAAUAAUCCCCCACCAGGUCACGGAGGUGGCCAGGGGGGUUGGGGAUCCAGUUCUGGGGGUUGGGGAGAUGGAGGCCAGGGUGGCUCAUGGGGACAGUCUCAGGGUAGGGGAGGAGACAAGUACAACAGGUAUGAUAUGUAAGUAUGCUUAGGCAAACCUUUGGGUGGUUGUUGAGAGGAGUGGAUGACGAAAGAGACAGACCAUGUUUGGUGACUGAAAAUGUCAUGUUUGCUGUGAAGUUAGUCUGAUUUGUAAGUGUGAGGAGGAAUAGGAUUGGGGUUGCUUUUGGGGGAUUGUUUAGUUUGGGUGAAGUCAACGCUCCCUCAUCAUCCCUUGUCUUAAGCAUGCUCCAUUUAGUUAUAGCAAGUAUUCACUUUACCUAUAAUGAUAAUAUUCACGCUUAGUGUGUAUUGUUUGGUGUGGUCAUGUAUGGGAGGGUGCUGGGGUCAUGAUACUUGGCUCUGAUUGUUGUAGCAACAGUGUUUGAAGAUGUGGUAUGACUGCAUGGGCUCUCCUCACUGAUGUGUAGCCUCACCACUUCCAUAUAUAUUGGUAGUGGAGGUGUCCUCAAAAGGUGAAAAUAGUGUGACAGCAAAUAUGUACUGAGAGUGGUAUGGACGUGUGGGUAGUAUAUGCCAAUGCCAGGUCUUUGAAAACUUUCAGUGGGGUGUGCAAGUCUCAGUAGAGUGAAAGAGGCUUUCUAAACCCCAUGGGAAAAGUGAUGUGUGCCUGGUAAAUCAAUAGAUCAAAUGCCCAUCACUGUUCUCAAUGGGGAAUGGAGAGAAUCUGAGGCAAUCAGUACCAUAAUCCUGGCUCCAUACCGUUCUCAAUCAUUGCUGUUUUUAUUAUUUUUUGAUGUUGAACAUUUAUUUUGAACAUGCUAUACAACACUUUGUAAUCUAAGGUCACACUUUAAAUUGUAGCUGUUCGCCUUUUGUGAACAGUGUGGAACCAGGGGUCUUGUAUAUAUACAUAUAUAUAUAGUGUGUGUUCGUUUUGAAAAGAAUGCUGCAAGACUAUCCUGGUCAUUAAGCUUGCCACAUAACAUUUUCUUCUAUACAAUGAGAGAAGGUUAUGGAGUGAGCUGGCAGAAGAAUAAUAGCUAUUGUGAAAUGUAAUGUUUUUAAAUGUAAUUACUCAAUACUUGCCGUGUGAGGUGUGACCGAGGAAGCCCUGAGUGUGUAGACUAGGAAGGCCAAGCUGCGUGUGUGGCAAUGCAACAAAUUAAUAUAUAUUUUGGGAGUUCAAUAUGAGCAUUGGCCUAUUUAUUUUGUUACUAGUGUGCAUCUAUAGUAGGCAACCAAAAAAGUGCAAGUCAUUGGCCUAGUGUAAUCUUGCCCCUACUCCCUUACAUUAUACUCUUACUAGUUUGUUGCACAAAAAGAUUUAACAUGGUUAAUUGGAAUGUUGUAGUGAAAUUAAAUUUUUUAUGGUUGGAAUAAUGCCUAUCAGUCUAAUAUUACAGUUGGGGUAGGGGCAACAACUACCUUGACCUCACCUGACCUCUCACCUCUCAGUGUUGCAAAGGUCGCUGACCUGGGAAUCACAGUACAAAGUCUGUGUGUUGAGCAUGGUGGUCAGCAGCAGUGGCCAGUUGGAAGCAGUAAGGCAGAUUGAUAAUGCUAUAUUUCAUUAUAUAACAUAAAUAUUGCUCUACUUCAUUAUAACAUAGCUCAUUUGUGACUUUUUGAAUCUCCAAAACCAGUUUUCCUCUUGUUUUACAUUGGUUCAAGCCAAGUGACUGUUGACCAUUUCAAGUGGCUGUUGGCUGAUCUCUUAGAUAACCUUCCUGCUCUCCUCUGGCGUGCCAGUGAAAGGAGGAGUGACCGAGCCACGUAUGAUUUAACAAGCAGGCCUUGUGUUUGCUCUAGCAAUUUUUCUUUUAGUCAGUGAUCACUACUUUUAAUUAUUUUUGGAAUGAAAGUGUCAAGGUCAGUGAAUGUUACUUGAAUUUAGAAAGAUAUAUAAUUUUUCUCUCAUAUCCGUUCAUUUCAUUAAAGAUUUUUAUUCACUAAAUAGCAUUCACCAGUAUUUAUGGUGUACAUGUACUCAUUACAGGCUCUUAUGAUGUGUGUGCUGUGUGAAAUUUUAAUAUGGUAUAGGAAAGAUAUAAUAAGAAAGUGUCCUGUCAUGUCAUAUAAUUCGAGUACAAAUAUUCAUUGUUUAAUGCAUUUGUAAGAAGAUUUGUAAAUUUAUUCUUGUCGAAGUAUUUCACUUUGAAAUGUCACCGGUUCAUGAACAGGCACGUUUCUUUCUAAGUCAAGUAGGACAGAAAGGACAGAGUAGUCAAGUUAGCCAGGGCGCUCAUGCAACCUGUUGUCAAAUGGUUAAUGAGAGUUUGGUUUGUGGUAUACAUAACUAUGUAUGUAAACUUGGAAUGAUCCUUUUUUGGAAAAUGGUGUGUUCUUUUUUAUGCAUAGAAUGUUAAAAAAUUAAAAAUUUUAAAUUUUCUUUAAGAUUUAAAAUAAUUACUGAGAGCCUCUGAAGAUGUGAUGGUGUGUUGUGAGGCAGGAGUAUACAUUUGAGAUUGGUUGUUUUAUGAAUUUUAUGAUGUGAAGAAGAGCCCCUUUACGUGUUGAAAGUCAAAUGAAUCAUGGACUUUUUGAUGAUAGCCAGUGACUGCUGGUUGCUGCAAGAACUUGGAUACGCUUGCUACAGCUCCUUUCAGGGCAUGAUUGUGGAUGUAUGGCUAGAGUGCUGUCUAUUAAUAAAGAUACACAGCUGAA
Messenger RNA from Macrobrachium nipponense, 4072 nucleotides. Its product is annotated as TAR DNA-binding protein 43-like. Gene Ontology annotation, cellular component: chromatin; nucleoplasm. Bases 117 to 1487 code for a protein of 456 amino acids. Gene Ontology annotation, molecular function: RNA binding. NCBI's taxonomy places the organism in Eukaryota, Metazoa, Arthropoda, Malacostraca, Decapoda, Palaemonidae. The record is from RefSeq and is a predicted model, not a curated record. Gene Ontology annotation, biological process: regulation of gene expression. The transcript has 5 exons.